Racocetra fulgida is the source of this 228-nucleotide messenger RNA. NCBI's taxonomy places the organism in Eukaryota, Fungi, Glomeromycota, Glomeromycetes, Diversisporales, Gigasporaceae. The record is from the annotation of a GenBank genome assembly.
CUCUUGAUUAUACAAUUCGGGCAAAUAAAGUUGAUGAAUUUGUCGAAUAUUUGAAAAAGUUUAUUGAAGAGACGAAGGGAGAAUUAGAUAUUGAAAAUAUUAAAAAUCUAAUUGUUGGGCGUCAACCUAAUCGAUAUAAAUCAGGAGGUGAAAUACCAUAUAAGAGAAAGAUAUGUGACACUACUAAUGCAAGCAAUUAUGAUUUAAAUGAAAAUAAAUUGGCUCAAA